Molecule: messenger RNA, 1295 nt
Organism: Parastagonospora nodorum SN15
Lineage: Eukaryota; Fungi; Ascomycota; Dothideomycetes; Pleosporales; Phaeosphaeriaceae
Exons: 4
Coding region: 68-1255 (395 amino acids)
Source: RefSeq, a predicted model, not a curated record
GCUACAGAACAACAGCACCGUUCGUUACCACACCAACUUUCUCCACACCACUCAAUUGAAGUUCAACAUGCCUGGUCCUUUCGGUGAAGCUCCCGUCGCAAAGUCGCUCCUCGACUUCCAGCGCGUUCUCUCGCCCACCGCGGGCGUGCGCGUCUCUCCGCUAUGUCUUGGAGCGAUGAACUUUGGUGACUCGUGGGAAGACAUGAUGGGCAAGUGCGACAAGAAGACGACGUUUGAGAUCUUGGACUACUUCUACGAGCAAGGCGGCAAUUUUAUCGACACCGCGAACAACUACCAAAACGAAGAAUCUGAGACCUGGCUUGGCGAGUGGAUGGCAGCCCGCAAGAACCGCAAUGACAUUAUCAUGGCGACAAAGUUUACGACUUUGUAUCCUGACCCUGCAACGAGGCCGCGCAUGGCUGCCAACUAUGCGGGUAACAGCUCGAAGUCGCUUCGUGUGUCGCUCGAGGCGUCGCUCAAGAAGUUGCAGACGGACUACAUUGACCUGCUCUACGUGCAUUGGUGGGACUUCAGCACGUCGAUCCCAGAACUGAUGCAGAGCUUGAACGCCAUGGUCACUUCUGGCAAGGUCUUGUACCUUGGUGUCAGCGACACUCCAGCAUGGGUCGUUAGCAAGGCCAACGAAUACGCCCGCAACCACGCCCUCCGUCCCUUCUCCGUCUACCAAGGCCGCUGGUCCGCCGCCUCUCGCGACUUCGAGCGCGACAUUAUCCCCAUGGCGCGCGACGAAGGCAUGGCCCUGUGUCCCUGGGGCGCCCUCGGCGGCGGGAAAUUCACAACCGAGCAGAAGCGCAGGGAGAAUGACACUGGCCGCGGCGCAAUGUUUGGCGCGCCGACCGAGAACGAAAUCAAAGUAGCCAAGAAGCUGGAGGAGAUUGCGAACAACAAGAACUCGCAGAUCACAAGCAUUGCGCUGGCAUAUGUCCGUGCCAAAUACCCAUAUGUGUACCCGAUCGUAGGAGGCAGGAAGAUCGAUCACUUGAAGGGCAACAUUGAGGCUCUUGGUAUCGAUCUGAGUGAGGAUGAAGUCGAUGAAAUUGACGGCGCCGUCGACUUUGACAUCGGCUUUCCUAUGAACUUCCUCUUCGAGUUCGGCAAUGGCUCGAAGUACAAGUCUACCAUGACGACCGCGAACGUCGGACUGCUCAACUUCGCUGGCAACAUGGACUCGCCAGAGCACCUGAAGGGCCCGAAACCUCACGGCCUCAAGGGCUUCGGAAAGAAUCCCGCUUAGAUAGUCAAAGUAGAACCAUCUUGAAUGGAAUUACGUACAU